UACAUAUCCGAAGCCGCCAUGACAGUUUCCUUAAAUUUUUCUAUUGAUGAGAUGACCAUCAUCGGUUUUUUCGCUUCAUCCACACACAAACAGACCAGGGCAGGCCAUAUUCACCUAAUUGCUUUGAACAGUUCUCUUUAUCAGACCCCAUUCCCAUUUUAAAAGAAAAAGAAAGUUAUGUUAAAUCGUUUAUAAAAUUGGGCUCGAAUGCUUUUUGGAAAACAUGUUUUCUAUUAUGAAUCGAUCAUGAUGAAGUGGUGGAAUGGUGACAAUGGCUGCAAAUUUUGCCAGGGGUCGAUUGAAAUCAUGGGUAGUACGACUGUGUACAAGCAUUCUGCUGUGGACAUGUCUUAUGCAGUUCAACCCACAAUUUCUGCACAAAUGCCCGCCCUGCUUCACUCCUCCCAGUCAUUUCAUAGGCUUCAACGAAUCUUCAGAUUUAAGUCUUCCUGUGAAAAGUGUUCGUUUUUUAUUCAAGAAGAGGGUUCUGUGCCUCUGAUCUCUACAGUUGUUCUGGCUAACUGGCGUUCAUGCAAUAAUUCUGGUGGCAUACCAUGUUCCAAUUCCUUUUCAACUUCACCUCUGUUCAUGCAAUAGUCUACAGGAAAAGUGGUCAAUGUUCCAGAAAUAUUGCCAACCGCCGUAUCUAUUUUCUAUGGAUUUAGUGAAAUGUUAGCCACAAUAGCCCAUAACAAAUUGUGUGCAGGUCAAGCCUGAGGGGUAUAUCGCAUCUGCCAAAGUUGUCUUUGAAUUGCACCAAACCUUGUAAAUUCAUUUGAGCCGACAUCCAAUUGAGUAAAGCAAAGAUUCUUGCAGGGUAUGCAAAGGAAUGUACAAGAGCAACGGUUAUUUAAAGUUGUCUUGCAAUGGAGGCUUGAAUCAAAUGCGAGCUGCGAUCUGUGACAUGGUUACCAUAGCAAAGUUCUUGAAUUUGACAUUGGUUGUUCCAGAGCUGGAUAAGACCUCAUUUUGGGCUGAUUCAAGCGAGUUUGGGGAUAUAUUUGAUGUCAAACACUUCAUCACUUCCCUACAAGAUGAAGUUCGAAUUGUAAAAGAGCUGCCAAAAAAACUGAGUAAGAGGGCACAUGGCAAGCUCUUGUCAAUGUCACCCAUAAGCUGGUCAAGUGAAAAGUACUAUUUGAAACAGAUACUGCCUUUGAUUCGGAAGCAUAAGGUGGUUCAUUUUAGCAAGACAGAUGCACGAUUGGCAAAUAAUGCCCUUCCCCUGGAGCUGCAAAAGUUCCGGUGUCGAGUAAAUUAUAAUGCUUUGAAAUUUACUCCUCAAAUUGAGAAGUUAGGGAAAAAACUUGUCAACAUUCUUCAAGGGAAUGGAUUCUUCAUAGUGCUUCAUUUACGAUAUGAGAUGGAUAUGCUUGCAUUUUCUGGUUGUACUUGGGGAUGUACUGAUGCAGAAGCGGAUGAGUUAACUAGAAUGAGGUAUGAAUAUCCUUGGUGGAAAGAGAAGGAAAUCAUAUCUGAACAGAAGCGGUUGGAAGGUCUGUGUCCACUCACACCAGAGGAGACUGCAUUGGUGUUGAAGGCUUUAAAUUUCCAAAAUAACACACAAAUUUACAUUGCUGCUGGAAAGAUAUACAAAGGUGAAAGAAGAAUGACACCUUUGCAUGCCAUGUACACCAAAAUUGUAAGUAAGGAGACCCUGUUGAGUCCAGCUGAUCUAAAACCAUUUCAGAACCAUUCAUCACAAAUGGCGGCAUUGGACUAUUUGGUUUCAAUUGCAAGUGAUGUUUUCAUUCCCACUUAUUAUGGGAAUAUGGCAAAGCUUGUGGAAGGGCAUAGAAGAUAUCUCGGUUUUCGUAAAACUAUAUCCCUUGAUCGGAGGAGACUAGUUGAGUUGAUUGAUAUGUAUGGAAAUGGUUCACUGCAAUGGGAUGAAUUUGCACGGCGAGUGAGAAAGAUUCACAAGAAUCAAAUAGGAGCACCAGCACAGAGGAAAGUAAUAGCAAGUAAACCCAAAGAAGAGGAUUACUUUUAUGCUAACCCUCAGGAGUGCCUCUGUGAUUUAUCCAAAAAUCCUCCUCUACUUCCACUUUAAUUUUUUCCAAAGCAUCAGCAAAUCCUCUGUGGAUCAUGUGGGCCAGUGAGCUUCUUUGAAGAUAGAAGCCCCCCUUUCCAUGCAAUAAGAUACUUUUUGUAGCUCAUAUUUUGUUGUUCAUGAGCAUUGGAUUCUUUUCCUCGCUAGGAGUUGGAGGAGGUAUGGAGAUGCUAUGCUGUAUUUACUCAAGCAUAAAUUGCUAUCAAAGACUGAAUAAAUUAAAGCAUUGAGUCUGCAGGACUCGAAAGAGGAGCAGGUUAUCUAGGUUUUUCUUAAAAUAUGAUUUUAUCUUUAAAAUA
Cryptomeria japonica (Japanese cedar) is the source of this 2352-nucleotide messenger RNA. RefSeq names its product rhamnogalacturonan I rhamnosyltransferase 1. The transcript is spliced from 10 exons. The coding region runs from base 830 to 2053 and encodes 407 amino acids. The record is from RefSeq and is a predicted model, not a curated record. Gene Ontology annotation, cellular component: cytoplasm. NCBI's taxonomy places the organism in Eukaryota, Viridiplantae, Streptophyta, Pinopsida, Cupressales, Cupressaceae.